Messenger RNA from Didymella exigua CBS 183.55, 1799 nucleotides. RefSeq lists its product as uncharacterized. The record is from RefSeq and is a predicted model, not a curated record. NCBI's taxonomy places the organism in Eukaryota, Fungi, Ascomycota, Dothideomycetes, Pleosporales, Didymellaceae. Gene Ontology annotation, biological process: regulation of DNA-templated transcription. Bases 1 to 1479 code for a protein of 492 amino acids. The transcript has 6 exons. Gene Ontology annotation, cellular component: nucleus. Gene Ontology annotation, molecular function: DNA-binding transcription factor activity, RNA polymerase II-specific; transcription cis-regulatory region binding.
AUGAAGCCCUUCUCAUCCAUAUUUCAAGGUUUCUGGACGCAAAGCAACGGCUUUCGGCCUCCUGACAUUCUGAGCCGGCAGGCUACAAGAGGAGAUUUCUCUUUGCAAUCCGUACUUCGCACUGAGCACGGAGCUGAGCCACAAUACAGCACACAGUACGCUAUGGACGACGACCCUAUCGACAACGGGUUGAUUAACUUUCACGAUGCUACCUCCCUGUUCGAUGGCUUCAUGAAGUAUUUCAACCCUUUCAUCAGCCAAUUGGACUGCUACCUACACACGCUUGGAUACGUCCGGGAGACGUCGCGGCUCCUCUUGACCGCUGUUCUAGCAGCAGCGGCAAAGCUAUUGCACCCUUCAUUGUACAUCGUUCUGCUCAAUCAUGCUAAAAGAUCGACGGAGACUAUACACGCAAUUCUCAUACUGACAUAUUGGAAGAAGCCCGACGACAACCUUGCAUGGCUCUCUGUAGGCCUUGCUAUCAGGAUGGCCAUUGAGCUCGGUUGGCACCAACUUGGUACCGCUGAGAUGAAACCCCGGAGAACACGUGCGACCAUCAGCAUAAGUAUGCAAACAGGCAAACCCUGGAUGAUCAAGAGGAGCAGCUAUGUGAAGGUAGUGAGCGACGGACACUCACAUGCUCUUGAUUUUACCAACAACCGGCUGCUCAGCGCAUCUUUUUCGCUCCGCUUCAUCACCUCCACCCACUUUGAGAUGAUGACGGCACAGUAUGUUCAACAUCAACGUCACGAACCCGCGCAGUUUCGGUCCUUGCUACCCGAGACGGUUACUGGUCAUGGUGAGGACUGUCAUGCUUUCUUGAUACCGUUCUAUGGCAGCUACGCACGGCUGCUCUUAUUCGCAUCCCCACUACGCGCAUCGAUGCGACUAAGGGAUAUGGAAACUUCAGUUGACAUAGAAGCGAUUUGGAACAGCUGUUCGAGCGCGCUGGACAUUCUCAAGCUCGUAUCUGAACCUUUGGCCUCUCAGCUAGUGUACUUUGCGCAAGACUCUGUUCAUGUCAUGAUUGCUUAUGCAACAGUAUUCCUAAUCAAGCUCCUUGUUUCAGCACCAGCCUACAUUUCAAAUGAGAUGGAAUCGCGAGCCUUGGAAAGCAUCAGCAACAACACAGCGAAUGUUCUCGCCGCUUUUCGAGCGCCAAGCUAUACGAGCUGUUCCCUGCAAGCUGUAUUCUUGCAUAAUGUUCUCGCUGAGUACGCAUCGAUCAAAGAGCAUCGUACACCACUACAUCCAGAUGUGCCUACCACAGUCACGGACCACACAAUCCUGCGGAAUCUGUUCAAUCUUACGCAAUAUUCACCACCAGCCGACGCCAUCUUGGCAUACGACGAUCAGAACGUCGGAAACUUCUCGUCACAAGGCCCGCCAACGUUGGAUCUAGACUUCAUGAAUGAUCAAGUGUGGGCUCUCAUAUUUCCCAAUGCUGGCUUCAACAUCGAUCAAGGAGCAUUUAUGUAACCGAGUUGAGGCUAAAUGAGCGACUCCGGCUACGGAGUGCUGAGAAAGCUGAGGUGGCGCACAUCGAUGACAGCUAGGUCUACCUAUAGUACGACAUCUACUUUCCAUCUCCGUCAUACAUCCAAUCGAGGUGGAGACUAUGCGACUUCUGCGGAUAUCAUUUUGUCUACCAAUCGUUGCUGAGGAUUAUCUCGUACUUCCAGUUGACCAUUCCCGUCACGGGGCGAAGCUCAUUUUGCUUGCCACUGAUAUCCAUGCCCUCGCGCAUAAUCUGUUGGUAGGAACUCCCCAAGAUUAGGGCUACUGCGACUAAAGGCGAC